AUUUCAAUGGCAAUAUGACGACUAGAUUGUAAAGCAAGAAGGAUGGCAUGUAUGACCACUUAUUCCGUUGUAAGUUCUCUGUGUCAGUCACGGACCUGUUAUUGUGUAAGUAUUGAUAUUAACCACCUCUCUCCAAUAUGAGAUGCUAAUAACAACUGAAUGCGGGAGGUCAGUGUCCCUUAGUAGUUCCCAUGGGUCCUAAAUGUUUAAUGCAGAGUGAAGAAAGACAAAGCACAGUUGCAGACAUAUGACAGGGGGGAAAUUCAGUGAAAUGAGUUACCAUCAAAUAUGGUGGAAUGCUGUGGAGGUAUAUAUAGUGAGAGCAAAUGGCUUAGGCGAACUGGAUGGGGCGGUUUCCCUUCCGAAUCUCGAUGAUUAUACCAAGCAAAAAGCAAAAGACAAUGCAAACAAGGAUGCUCAACUGAGUAAUAGCCCUAAGAGGAAACAAGAAAAAUCUGACUCGCCACCUCCAGUUGUCCAAAAGAAAAACAAGACAAGUGUGUCGAGAAUUUCCCCCAAGGUUCGGCAGUGUGCUGAACAAUGUGAAUAUGAAAGUGAUGAAGCUGGUUCAGAAGGACUGGAGAGCCUUGGAACGGAACUUAAAUUCAAGGAUGUAAAAAGCUUUGAAAAUUUCAGUAUCAUAAUUGAUGGGAUUCCCAUCGAUUCUGAGCUCCCCCAGGAGUUUCGAAAUAAGUAUUACAAACUCUGCCAUAGCCAGCAGGCCUUUCUGCACGAGAAUCUCAUAAAGGGCAUCAAUUAUAACCUCAUUGUCGGCAUUAUAUCUGAAGUUGUCAACAUUGCUGAUGCCUUGAGAUCUAGUUCACUGCAUAUUCCACCCGCUGAAUUUGCUAAAUGGGACAAAGAGUUGCUAGCCUUUGAGUAUCUGGGGAUGAAUGUGGAAUUUUUAAGACACCGGUUAUGCAGGCUUGUCAACUUGGCAUAUGAAGCACAAGAUACCUCCGAGGCUUCAAGGUAUUCGGCGUCCACAACUGAAUUCAGUCGAGCAGAUAACGAAAUAAUGAAUAUUGAAACAAAGCUUGAAGAAUUGAAAGAAGCUUGUGAUGGUUUUGGUGCUUAUAUUGAGAGUUUGAAGUACAAAGACGAACGCUUCCAUCACAAGUUUCACCAAUGAGGUCACUGCUACUUGCUAAACAAGACUAUGUUAAUCUUUGUUAUGUGUUGUGUAGAAAUAUAACGUAUCAUAUGUACUUGGUUUCUUUUUGGGGGUUCGUAAGCAUUAACACCCCGACUUCAUUUCUUAAAAUUGCCGGGACUUUGAUGUCAAAGAUUCCAUCGUCUUCCCCAAUCCUUAUUCCCAUAGCUCUCCGAGAAAUCUUUAUGAAGAACACUUGAUAUUUGUAUUCGAGAGUUGUCUACUUAUUUGCAGACUUAUAACCAACUUGUCAAGUAUAUGACGCUGAAAAUAAGAGAAGCGUUUGUUUGUUUGUUUGUUUGUUUUUUUAAUGUCUGCAUCAAGAUUGAAGACAUCUUCUGCAAA
This is a messenger RNA of Neltuma alba, 1498 nucleotides long. RefSeq names its product B3 domain-containing protein Os01g0234100-like. Bases 248 to 1132 code for a protein of 294 amino acids. The record is from RefSeq and is a predicted model, not a curated record. The transcript has 3 exons. Lineage: Eukaryota; Viridiplantae; Streptophyta; Magnoliopsida; Fabales; Fabaceae.